Messenger RNA from Drosophila obscura, 649 nucleotides. RefSeq lists its product as uncharacterized. The coding region runs from base 503 to 625 and encodes 40 amino acids. The record is from RefSeq and is a predicted model, not a curated record. NCBI's taxonomy places the organism in Eukaryota, Metazoa, Arthropoda, Insecta, Diptera, Drosophilidae. The transcript is spliced from 2 exons.
UCAAGAAACGAUAACGAUAAAUACAGCAAGCGGGCAGUCAGCUGUUUUUAUAAAUACAGCAAGCGGACGUGUACGACUCCUCGACUUCUGCAACAUACGUGUAAUUUUUUUUGUCGCACGCACAAUUUGCAAAACAGUGGAAAUCUACGAGUGCGCGAAUCCAAGAGGCGUUCAGUGCAGCGGUAGUGCACCUGUGUCUGUGUGUUUGGCGCGUGUUUAAGUGUGAGUGAGGGAAGACUUUGCUGAACUGAAACGGUGGUUCUACAGCAGAGGAGAAGGAGAAAGAGUAAGAGCACAACAAAAUACAACAAGUGCAAACAACGCGCGGACUUCUUCUGACACGAAACAACGACAACUACAACAACAACAACAAUAACAAUAACCGUUGGCGGUAGAUUGUUGGAGCAGGGGGUAGCCAGGCACGUUGUUGUUGUUGCUAGAACAUUGAUAGCGAAAUGAUUAAUGAAUAAAACAAGGCACACAGCCCAACGGCAUAUCGAGUAUGACGGAGGAAAUAACAGGCAAUUGGAGCUAUUAUUUGUAUAUAUCGCUAACACUGGUCCCAGUCUAUUUGGCAUUUCGGCUCAUCAAGACCCUCGGCUGGGAGCUCUUUGUCAACAACUGAGCAAACACAGGUCAGAGGUCCGCU